This is a messenger RNA of Magallana angulata, 3821 nucleotides long. RefSeq lists its product as uncharacterized. Lineage: Eukaryota; Metazoa; Mollusca; Bivalvia; Ostreida; Ostreidae. The record is from RefSeq and is a predicted model, not a curated record. Gene Ontology annotation, cellular component: signaling receptor complex; membrane. Gene Ontology annotation, biological process: cell surface receptor protein tyrosine kinase signaling pathway; multicellular organism development; regulation of neuron differentiation. The transcript is spliced from 20 exons. The coding region runs from base 291 to 3179 and encodes 962 amino acids. Gene Ontology annotation, molecular function: transmembrane receptor protein tyrosine kinase activity; ATP binding; protein binding.
CUUCUAUCAAUGAAAUUCUAUCGAACGCUCUUUCAUUUGUCCGCAUAUGCAUGUAGACGUCUCUGCUUUCACUGAAUCACUGCUUUCGAUUUCUGUAUUUUUAUUGACGACCGGUGAGGAAGACUAGAAAGUGUGAAAGAAAACAAAUGUACAGGUUUAAUGCGCUAAUCCUCUUCAGCUAAUUCCAGAGGUUAAUCUGCGAUUGCAACUUUUUAAAUCACUUGUAUUAAUUAUUUGUAUGUGAGAUAUCGCGAUCCAUGGACCUAUAAAAUAACUCAGGGUGGUGCAAGAUGGCAAGAAAUGGAGUCGUAUUCGUUCUCCUUCUGUCGUUCAAUGUGAUGUACGGGCUAAUCAUUAACACAGAACCAGAUAAUCUACAAGUGGCUGUUACGGAAAAUGUCGUACAUGUGACUGGCUCGAUCCUGUCCAGUAAUCUAGACAAACUUAGAGGCCACGUACUUAAAAAACUCAGAGCAGGUUUAGAGGUGUCACCAGAUUUCUUGACCAAUUCAAAUCUUUCUGCUACAAUCAAGAUAUGGUGUCCAAUAUCUGGCUCUCGGGUCUUUUGGGUCUCGCCACAGAUUCUAGUGAAACAGUUGGACAAUGCAACGAAAUUAUAUCUUGAAUUUGCUCUGCCUGAAGAAUACAGCUUUGAGUGCAUCAACAGCGAUUUUUGGAACUUGACAGUGUCGUUUUUAAAUGGAGACAGGAAACUGAAUACUCAACGAUAUAAACAGUCUUUAAGAUUUGACAAGUUGGAAGCAUAUUAUCAAGAGGCCGACUGUGACUAUAACACAAGCUCGUGCUUUCCCUGGAAGACGGAUGGGAAAACUGAAAGCUUUAACUCUUGUACCUCUAGUUAUUGCGAAAACAUCCCUAAACUAGAGAACAGGCUUACGUACAUGGCGGCCCCAGAGUCCAUCAGAACGUAUUGGUCGUCACGUGAUAUAUACGGAAGCGGAAGUAGCUGCUCCUUAAACCUUUACAUGACCGCCCAUUUGGCGACGUAUCUUAGAGUGUCAAUCAAUUCAUCUAAAGGAACAACCUCCUUGUUGCGGGAGAAGUUUAACGAGGAAAACAUGGACUGGACAGUGGUCAAAAUUCCUAUCGGCAAAGUAGACGAAGUCUUUAGACUGAACGUGUGCAUUUACUCGCUUUACAUAGCAGCUAUCGAGAGGAUUUGGUUGGAGAAUUGCACCGCCAUGGAAGCGGACACCAGCUGUGCGGGCGAUGACUUUCGGUGUUCCACUGGGAAAUGCAUACCACGUGACCGAGUGUGUGACCUGAAUCCUGAUUGUCCACUUCUGGAUGAUGAAGACAAAGAGUUUUGUAAAAGUCAGAUGUAUGAGGAAUUUUGUGAUCUAGAAAGAGAUACCUGUAAUUGGACUCCAACUCCAGAGUGCUCGUUCGUGAAGCAGGACCUCUUUAUUUAUGAUCCAGUUCUAAUGAAACAUAAGGAAUAUUGCAAUUAUGAUGAACAAGAUUUUGUCUUCGUUGCCCAAAAUUGCAAAAAUGGUGUCCUUUCGUCUUUGAAGAGUCCAUUGAUGCCUCCUUUUAAUUCUUCAAAGGAUUGCAGGUUACGUCUUUGGUAUGUUGCCGAUAUGUUUGAUGUUAUCAAAGUCAAGGUAUGUUCUAACGAGUCCAGUUGUAUCAUCAUCAAAAGCCUGACCAGUUGGGAAAGCCAGCCGGAAUGGAACAGGGUGUCUAUACCUCUACCACAUCAUUAUCAGUCGUAUUAUGUCGUAUUGCAAGGGAACCAGGCAUACGGCAAGGUGCUACUGGAUCAGAUUAGUUUUACGGCUGACUGCUUCACAAAGUCAGACACAUGGCAAGAGCCACGUUUGGAAGAAGUGUCAAUGAUCAACAACACUGAAGACAGUUCGGACUACAUUCUGACAGUGAUCGGGGUGGGAGCUGGAGUUGUUCUGGCAUUGAUAACGGCCGUAGUCAUUUUUUCAGUUUUCAAAAAGAGACGAGACAUCAAAUCUAACGAAAGCUGCCAAAAUAUACUCCCGUCAUCCACUGCAUCUUCCGGUCUUGAUGGAAAAUGUUCUUUUCCGGUGGAUAUUUCCGAUUCCUCGUCAGCGGACUGUGAGCGCCAGUCCUUGGUUCCCAGUAACCUAGCGGUCUCUAGCAUCUCCCCGUAUUACGAGUGGACAGAGGAUAAAAUCAGAGAUAUUCCGAGAAAGAAGAUCACACUUGUAAAGUUACUUGGUACAGGCGCAUUUGGUGAGGUGUACUAUGGGAUGCUGGCGGACGUUUCUCGUCGAAAAAAUCUUCCUAUAGCAGUAAAGAAACUAAUUACUUUAUGUCCGGAGCAAACAAAAGCAGAGCUCUUCUUUGAAGCAAUUACCUUGAGCAAGUUUAGCCAUCCAAACAUUGUUCGAUUUCUCGGGAUAUCGACAGACGAGAUGGACCAGUCCAUGUAUCUUUUGCUUGAGUUGAUGGAAGGUGGCGACUUGAGGACAUUCAUCCGAGAGUCUCGUCCGAAGCAGCCAAAUGAACCCUCCUACCUUACACUCCAUGACCUCCUGAAGUUAGGAAUGGAUGUAGCUCGCGGAUGUCAAUACUUAGAGCAGAACAAAUUUAUUCAUAGAGAUAUUGCUGCAAGAAAUUGUUUACUAACAGAGAAAGGACCCAAUCGUGUAGCAAAAAUAGGGGACUUUGGAAUGGCUAGAGACGUUUUGAGGACAAACUACUAUAGAAAGAAUGGCAGGGCGAUGGUCCCCGUGAAAUGGAUGCCCCCGGAGAGUUUUCUUGAUGGAAUAUUUACUUCCAAGACAGACAUUUGGGCUUUUGGAGUUGUAUUGUGGGAAUUAUUUACAAUGGGUCACGUGCCAUAUCCCGGCAAAUCUAACGAUAACGUAAUGAAGUAUGUCAAAGGUGGAGGAAGACUUGAAAAAACUCCACUGAGUCCGCAUCCAGUAUAUGAUUUAAUGAUGCAAUGUUGGCAUGUGAAUCCAGAUUUUCGCCCAAAUUUUGCAUCAGUUGUGGAUGAACUAGAGAGAAUUUACAAUGAAGAAGAAUUAUCAUCCCUGAUAACAUAUGAAGAUAUCAUGGGUAUCCCAUCAAACACUUGUGAUAAAGAUCACUUGACAUCCGGUAGUGUGACGUAUGCAACGGAUAUUAAAGAAAGUAGUAGCAGUUUGAAGUUGAUGUCUGAUGCUGAUGGUGAUUAAAUAAAAUGCUGGCUUUCAUUACGUUUGAAAGAAAAUAUCAUUCGGCUGUUUGAUGCAUUUCGUUUGGCAUAUUCCACAGGCAGCUUGUAUAUUUGACUAGUUGUAUUGAGUUAUGGAUAUUUUUCAUCAAAUCAUUAUGUUAAUGAAAAAAAAUCAACGAGAGCAAGAGAGCAAAAACGAGAAAAGAGAGAGAGAGAGAGAGAGAGAGAGAGAGAGAGAGAGAGAGAGAGAGGAAUUAGCAGAGAAAAAAUUACUUUUGAAUGGUUACUUGGUUUUCUAUGUAUUUUUUCAUUGUUAAUUGUUGACUUGUAUAUUGUGAUUUCUGUUAAACGAGACGAGGAAAACUCUACAAAUUGUAAUGUUUUUUAAAAACCAUAUGAUGUACUGCUUGUAACAUUCCAGUGAAAUGUGUUCUUUUCACGCUUGAUGUUUUACAAGAAGCUAAAAAAGAAUGGCAAAAUUAACCCGACUACAUGCUUCAAAUUCAGACAUUACUAAAACCUACUUACUGUAAGUAAAGACGAGUUUGAGUAUCUAAGAAGGUUUAAAAGUUUAAUAUGUAUCUUAUCAAUCGUGAUGUUGUUAUUAUUUGUGAGAAACUAAUUAAGUCAAACAUAAUUAAUAAAAUAUUUAUAAAACAGA